CAAAAGCUUAAUGGUGAUGAAGCGCGGCCCUUACUUAACAGAAUAACACCAGAUUUUUAUGGAAUUGAAUGUAGAAAAGAGAGAGUUUAUGUGGGUGAAAUAUAAACCUUUGAUGCACUUUUGUGUUGGCUGCAAGAAUUCAAUAAAACACAGAAUGUGAUGAACUGUGAUUAUUAAUGAUACAACCAUUAAUAUUUCAGACUGUGUCUGUCUUUGAACGGAGGAAAACAAGUUGAAUUUUCUGUAUGGAUUAAUCAAGGUUUAUACCGAACAGUGAGAGAGAGGAGUUUUUUUUCCAUUAGCAGCUUAGAGAUGACAAGCUCAGUGCAUCUUACAUGUUUUGAUGACUCUAGCAGAGAGGUCAUCUCUGCACCAUCCAUACAGAACUAAAUUUCUACUCUAUAUUUCUGUUUAUCGUUGACAUAGAGUUCUCAGAAUGAUCGUCUCUAGACUUGGAAUACAUGGAACUCUGUUUUUCUCUUUAUUCGUUCGGGUGCAGGGUUGCUAUGUCUAUCCAGAAGGGAAAAGAGAUCCUUGUCAAAAUAAGACUUGUCAUUUUUAUGGCCGUUGUAUUCCGUCUGACGAUGGUCGACUUUCUGUGUGCGUUUGUCCGCAGUAUUGUUACGAUUACGGGGAUAACGUGGAUAACGAACCAGUGUGUGGAAGUAACAAUGUGGACUACCCCAAUCUCUGCUCCUUCCAGAAAGCUGCAUGUGAAACUCAGAAAAACAUGACUUUUACAAUCGGAAAAUGUGAUAGAUGUAAGGAUUUGGCCUGCACAUCGCCCCAGGUCUGUAUCGUCGACCCAGAUACUGGUAUCCCACGAUGUGGGUGUGUCCAGAAGUGCGAGGACAGGAUGGCCCAGGUGUGUGGGACGGACGGUCGUCAGUAUAGCAAUAGGUGUAUGUUAGAACUACAGGCAUGUCAGAGUAGACAGAAUAUCAAGGUCAAGAACGAAGGACCCUGCGAAGAUCAGCUGAUUGAUGGUGAAUAUAAACCAAUGAGUGAGGGUCCCUGUGCUUCUGUGAGAUGUUAUUACGGUUCAUGUCGAAUUGACAACCGGAAUCAGCCAGUUUGUGACUGUGAACCAGAGUGUCCCGACACCGGUCCUAACCCAGUGUGUGGGUCUGACGGACAGAACUACAGUAGCGAGUGUCAACUUAGGAAACAUUCCUGUAGGAGUGGAAAAUUAAUCAACAAGAUACAGGAUGGACCAUGUGCCCCUAUACCAGAGUCUUGUCAUACCAAACAAUGUGGUCAACAUCAGAGAUGUGUGGAGGAGAAUGGCCGAGUGGUGUGUAUGGACAAGCCGUGUAAAAAUUGUCUGGGGGAGCAAUUUAAACCUGUCUGUGGCAGCAAUGGAGCGUCUUAUGACAAUAUGUGUGAAUUACAGAAGGCUAACUGUACAACUGGAAUUGACAACAUCAUUAAUCUACAACAUUAUGGUUACUGUGCUAAAGAUGGAUGUGGGGACCUGAAAGGGGCAUGUGAGUAUUAUGGAGUUUGUAACGGAAAUGGCCAGUUUGCUCGGUGUAUGUGUCCUGAUCCUUCGGACUGCUGGGGAGCUGACUCAAAAAUUUGUGGCAGUGACCAUAAAACCUAUGACAGCGAGUGUAUGAUGAAAGUGAAGUCAUGUAAAGAGAGGAGAGUUAUCUCAGUCACAUCCGUGGGAGAAUGCACAACAUGCCAGGAGGAGUGUCAGUUCUUCUCUAAGUGUAUGUAUGGUCGUUGUGAGUGUGACGCGUUCUGCUCCUCCGCAGGUCCCCCUGUCUGUACGAUUGAUGGACAGAGAUUUAACAACAAAUGUGAGAUGGAGAGGAAUGUGUGUCAAAAUCGACGGCAACUGAAAGUCGUGGAUUGUGAACCGAAAGGCUGUAAAUCGGACUACCAUUGUCUGUACUAUGGUCAAUGUAUAAAUGGCGUCUGCUGUAAAUCGGACUAUCACUGUCUGUACUAUGGUCAGUGUAUAAAUGGUGUCUGCUGUAAAUCGGACUAUCACUGUCUGUACUAUGGUCAAUGUAUAAAUGGUGUCUGUCAGUGUGUGAUGUCUCAUGUUUCUUUUGACAGGCUGUAA
Molecule: messenger RNA, 2074 nt
Organism: Saccostrea echinata
Lineage: Eukaryota; Metazoa; Mollusca; Bivalvia; Ostreida; Ostreidae
Product: agrin-like
Exons: 12
Coding region: 437-2074 (545 amino acids)
Biological process (GO): multicellular organism development; cell differentiation
Molecular function (GO): protein binding
Source: RefSeq, a predicted model, not a curated record